Molecule: messenger RNA, 1050 nt
Organism: Solanum verrucosum
Lineage: Eukaryota; Viridiplantae; Streptophyta; Magnoliopsida; Solanales; Solanaceae
Product: serine/threonine-protein phosphatase 7 long form homolog
Exons: 3
Coding region: 1-1050 (349 amino acids)
Biological process (GO): meristem maintenance; meristem development
Source: RefSeq, a predicted model, not a curated record
AUGGAGAACCAGAGGUUGACACGAUUACAUCCUGGUCCGUUAGAUCCCAGUGUCUUAACAAGACAAAAGAAUCAUAGGUCAGAAGAUGUAUGGGCGGGUGAGGUGGAAGCUGUUUUACAAUGUCGACGAUGCGAUGGUAGUUUUUGGUCCGAGGUUCAAAGACGUCCUAUUCAUCCACGCAUACUACAAAUAUUGAUUAGUGCUGGAUUUUAUGGGGUCUAUCGAGUAGGACAUAUACAACUAGAUCAUGCAUUUAUCACUGCUCUUGUUGAGAGAUGGCGACCAGAGACCCAUACUUUUCAUUUUAAAGUUGGGGAAGCCACUGUUACACUACAGGAUGUGUCUAUUCUUUAUGGGUUACCGGUAGAGGGAGAACCGGUAGUAGGCAUUGAUAGCUCAAAGACGCCAGAAGAGUGGCAGGAUUUAUGUGAGCAGUUGCUUGGUUUUAGACCACAGGAUGACAAGUUGGAUGGAACUAGGCUUGAAAUUAGUGCACUGGAAAAUCAUGUGGAGGCAUUUGGUGAGAUCUAUGAUGAUACUUAUGAGGUAGUUAUUCAUCAACUCGCUAGGUGUUACAUGAUGUUGAUGAUUGGAGGUAUUUUAUUUCCUGACACAUCAGGAAACAAAGUUAAGUUGAUAUAUUUGGCGCAUCUCGAUGACAUCGGUCAAAUUGGCACGUAUAGUUGGGGCAGUGCUGUGUUGGGGUGCUUGUAUCGUGCUUUAUGCCGUGCUUCCCAUUCUAAGAAGAAAGAAAUAUGUGCUUUUCUACCACUUCUACAGGUAUGGGCAUGGGAGAGACUGAAGAUUGUUCAUCCCAAGCGACAUCAGGCUAGAGAUGGUGCUAUUAUCUUCUCAGAUGAUCUCCCAAAUCCCCCAUAUGCGAGUAGAUGGAGUGUGCAACUUUGUUGGACGCAUUCACCCAAAUAUGUGUUAUCGUUGUUUCGAGAUCAAUUGGAUAAUCUUGUAGAUGAACAAAGAAUCUUGCCGAUUAUUGUCGCUCAGGAGAACAUUUUUGGCAUGCUGUGGUGCCCCUACUAUGUUGGGAUGUAG